This is a messenger RNA of Leptinotarsa decemlineata (Colorado potato beetle), 7625 nucleotides long. It is a transcript of the gene FASN1, whose product is annotated as Fatty acid synthase 1. The record is from RefSeq and is a predicted model, not a curated record. NCBI's taxonomy places the organism in Eukaryota, Metazoa, Arthropoda, Insecta, Coleoptera, Chrysomelidae. Gene Ontology annotation, biological process: fatty acid biosynthetic process. Gene Ontology annotation, molecular function: 3-oxoacyl-[acyl-carrier-protein] synthase activity; fatty acid synthase activity; oxidoreductase activity.
CUUACAGGCCGGUCAGUGUAACGUGAAUUGUUCGUGUGCGAAAAUUAUUUAUUUAUUUAUUUGGAUAUACCGGCGCUGCGAAAAUCGACAUUGUGUGAUAUUAGGUUGAUAGAGCUGAGGGAACGGAUAUCGUUUUGUAGGAUUGAUUGACUUUACUGAAACUCCACCAUGCCCGCCAGAGCACCAGAACCAGACCGCCACGUGGGAAUCUCCUUCAACGACGACAUCGUCAUCACAGGCAUAUCUGGUCGCCUCCCAGAGAGCAACUCCAUUGAAGAGUUCAAGCAACAGCUCUUCGAUGGCGUCGACCUCGUCACAGACGACCCCAGACGAUGGCCGUCGGGUCUCUACGGCCUACCAACACGUACCGGCAAAAUCAAGAACCUGCAGUACUUCGACGCCACCUUCUUCGGCGUGCACGCCAAGCAGGCGACCGUGAUGGACCCCCAGCUGAGGAUGCUGCUCGAGUUGACGUACGAAGCUCUGGUCGAUGCAGGAGUGAACCCCGCUGAAGUGAAGGGGUCGAAGACGGGGGUGUUUAUCGGGGUGUCGGACAGCGAGUCUUCAGAGUUCUGGACGCAAGAUCCAGAUCAAGUGAAUGGUUAUGGACUGACAGGGUGUUGCAGGGCCAUGUUCCCCAACAGGAUUUCCUACACUUUCGAUUUUUCCGGGCCUAGUUACGCCAUUGAUACGGCUUGUUCUAGCAGUUUGUUUGCAUUCCAGCAGGCUGUUACCGCAAUCAAAACUGGACAGUGCGACGCGGCUAUUGUAGGCGGUGUGAAUUUACUCCUCAAGCCGACGUCCUCCCUGCAAUUCCACAGAUUGAGCAUGCUCAGUCCGCAAGGCAUGUGCAAAGCCUUUGACGCUUCAGGUAAUGGCUACGUAAGAUCCGAAGCAGCGGUAGUUGUGUAUUUACAAAGGGCCAGCGUUUCCAGGAGAGUAUACGCAACGGUUCUAGGCGCCAGGACAAACACUGACGGUAACAAAGAGCAAGGAAUCACCUUCCCCUCGGGUGCCAUGCAGAACAAGCUCAUCAGAGAGGUUUACGACGAAAUUGGGAUCAAACCCCAAGAUGUAGCCUACGUAGAAGCCCACGGCACCGGGACCAAAGUGGGAGACCCUCAAGAGGUGAAUUCCAUCGCGGAUUUCUUCUGCAAAAACCGCAAAGGGCCUCUACUAAUCGGAUCCGUCAAGAGUAACAUGGGUCACUCUGAGCCGGCCUCCGGGCUAUGCUCCUUGGCGAAAAUAGUGAUUGCCAUGGAAGCGGGAAUGAUCCCGCAGAACCUCCACUUCAAGAACCCCAACCCGGACAUAGCGGCUCUGAACGACGGACGUUUGAAAGUCGUGGCGAAGAAUGAGCCUUGGAACGGCGGAAUAGUGGCCAUUAACUCCUUUGGAUUCGGUGGAGCCAAUGCUCAUAUCGUCCUGAGGUCCAAUCCCAAACCCAAAACCAUCUGGCCAGUGGGGCCUAUCCCCCGAGUGGUUGGUGUCUCCGGAAGAACGCAGGAAGCUGUGCAACAUUUCCUCGCAAAAAUCCAACAGAACAGGGACGACGAAGAGUUUUUAGCGCUGGUAGAUGAAAUACACUCCAGAAACGUCAAUGGGCAUGCCUUCAGAGGGUACGCCGUUCUGAAAGAUCAAGCCAUCGAGGAGGUUACUCAGAUGGCUGGAGACGACAGGCCUAUCGCCUUCAUUUUCUCCGGCAUGGGAUCUCAGUGGGCCGGUAUGGCGAAGGACUUGAUGCAGCUCGAUUGUUUCAAGAAUUCUAUCAAGAAGUGCGCCGAUGCUUUGAAGCCACGCGGCGUGAACUUGGAAGAUAUAAUUAUUAAUGGCACGGAGGCGACGUUCGACAACGUUCUGAAUUCUUUCGUUUCGAUAGCGGCGAUGCAAGUUGCCUUGACGGAUGUUUUGAAGAUUUUGGGGAUUGAACCUGACGUGAUUGUGGGUCAUUCUGUCGGCGAGCUUGGUUGCGCCUACGCGGAUGGAACAUUUACCGUGGAACAAGCAGUUCUCUCAGCCUUCUGCAGAGGCCGCGCUAUCCUGGAAAGCAGACUUCCGGCAGGUGCAAUGGCCGCGGUCGGUCUAUCCUGGGAGGAAGUGAAGAAAAAAUGCCCGCCUGAAAUUUACCCCGCAUGCCACAACAGCGAGGAUAGUGUCACCGUGUCGGGACCGCCGGCGGCUAUAGAGAAAUUCGUUUCCGAACUCCAAGCUCAAGACAUUUUUGCCAGAGCGGUCAAAAGUUCCGGCACCGCUUUCCACAGCAAAUACGUGGCGGACGCCGGACCGAGGCUGCGUAAAGCAUUGGAGGAAAUCAUCCCCAACCCCAAACCGAGGACGCCCAGGUGGAUAUCUUCUUCUAUCCCGGAAUCGGCCUGGAGUUCUCCCAUGGCCCAACAGAGUUCCGUCGCCUACCACGUGAACAACUUGCUGUCGCCAGUGCUUUUCCAUGGGGCGCUCAAGCACGUUCCAGAGAAUGCUAUCGUUAUCGAAAUCGCUCCCACGGGGCUCUUGCAGGCCAUUCUGAAGAGGGCGCUAGGACCUAAGGCUACCAAUAUCAGUUUGGUUAAGCGGGGGCACGCCGAUAACAUCGAAUUCUUGUUGUCCGCCUUGGGAAAGAUCUAUAAUGCUGGAGCGCAACCUAAACUUGGCAACCUCUAUCACCCAGUUAGCUUCCCAGUAGGAAGAGGUACCCCUAUGAUCAAUUCCAUGAUCGAAUGGGAUCAUUCGAUAGAGUGGUCUGUUGCAAACUUUUCAGGAAAGGGAUCCCGAUCUGGAGAACUCGUCGUUGAUAUAGAUUUGAGUAAAGAGUCUGAUGAAUACUUGAUUGGACAUACCAUCGACGGAAGGGUUUUGUUCCCAGCUACAGGAUACUUGACUCUCGUAUGGAAAACAUUCGCGAAACUCAGGAACGAAGAUUACGAGCAACUGCCAGUGAUUAUGGAAGAUGUACAGUUCCACAGAGCUACAAUAAUGCCUAAAGAAGGUUCCGUUAAAUUUUUGAUCAACAUAUUCGAGGGAACUGGAGAGUUUGAACUCUGCGAAGGGGGAUCCGUAGCCGUUACUGGAAAAAUCCGCGUGCCCGAAGAUGUAACCAAGGAAGCUUUGAACCUGCCCCAACCAGUGAUCAGAACCGAAAAAGACGUCCUACCGCUAAACAACGCUGACAUAUAUAAGGAAUUACGCCUACGCGGAUAUGACUAUACUGGCAUCUUCCGAGGCAUAACCGAAUCGGAUAACCGAGGAACCAGCGGAAAACUCAAAUGGGAGAACAACUGGAUCAGCUUUAUCGAUACAAUGUUACAAUUUUCCAUACUCGGUCAAAAUACCAAAGAACUUUAUUUGCCGACCAGGUUGCAGAGAGCGUUUAUCAAUCCCAAAGAGCAUUUGAGUUUUGCCGAUGGGUUACCCGAAGGAGAAAACAUCCCAGUCCACAUGUACAGAAACAUCGGAGUCAUCAAAUCAGCCGGAAUUGAAUUGCGAGGAAUGAAAGCCAGUUUGGCACCUCGUCGUCAGCAAGCUCAAGCUCCUCCCAAGCUCGAGAAGUACCAGUUCGUGCCUUAUGAAAACUCCCAACCGCUAACCGAAGACUCUGACAAAGCUAAAACGCAAGCGCUCACCGUUAUCUUGCAGACAGUGAUAGAAAACAGCUCUGGAGCGCUGAAGCUGAAAAUCGCCGAAGUGGGCACUGACAAACCGAUCGAAGCAGUCCUGGCACCUACGAUUAAAAACAUCAUCGAAUCGGAACCGAUGCUGUCGGCAGAUGUCACUGUAGUAACAUCGGCUAUUGUAGAUACGGCAGCCCUAGACGCGAACGAGGUGAAGCACGUCAUUCGUGACGUAACGACCAAUCCUGUCACGCAAGACGCUCAUUUGGUCGUCGUCAGUGACCUCUUAAUGUACAACAAGAAGGAUGUGCUUGAAAACGCCCUAGCUUCGCUCAAGCCAGGCGGCUUCAUCCUGCUGGAGGAGCUCAAGUGCCCAAUCGAUACGGAAAAAUUCGCUGGUUUAGAGAUCGUGAGUAAACAGCUGAGCGACAUGAAAGUUUACAUUCUCCUGCGCAAGCCUAUCAUGGUACCUGCCGAUGCCACCGUCAUUCAAGUAACUGAAAAUAACUUCUCGUGGGUGGAGCCCCUGAAGGAAACCAUGAAACAAGCCGAAACGGACGGAAGGAAGAUAUACGUAUACGUACAAGGAGAAGAGCUUGCCGGUUUGGUCGGGAUGGUGAACUGUUUGAAGCAGGAGCCUGGCGGUUCGAACCUGAGAUCCAUUUUUAUCCAAGACGCGAAGGCGCCCAAGUUCACUAUUGCGGCUUAUGAGAGCCAAUUGAGGAAGGAUCUAGUUCACAAUGUGUUGAAGAAUAAAGUUUGGGGUUGCUACCGGCACAUUACGUUGGAGCAUUAUGAUGACAGCAGCAAACUUCAGGUUGAACACGCUUAUAUUAAUACCUUAACGAGGGGAGAUUUGGCUAGUUUGCGCUGGAUUGAAGGUCCGCUUGGAUAUUACAAGGAUGACGACUCGAAUACCGAAUUAUGCCACGUGUACUACGCCCCUCUCAAUUUCCGCGACAUCAUGUUGGCUACGGGCAAACUACCCCCAGAUGCUCUUCCAGGCGAUCUUGCUGGACAAGACUGCAUACUUGGUUUAGAAUUCGCCGGGCGCGAUUCCAGCGGUAAACGAGUCAUGGGUAUGGUGGCAGCCAAAAGUCUGGCCACCACGGUAUUGGCUGAUCCCGGUUUUCUCUGGGAAAUACCGGAGAAGUGGAGCAUGGAAGAAGCUGCUACGAUCCCGGUAGUGUAUGGAACGAGCUACUACGCCUUGAUAGUUCGCGGAGGAUUGAAACCAGGCGAAUCUCUGCUGGUACACGCCGGAACUGGUGGAGUCGGACAAGCUUCAAUUUCGAUCGCCCUCCACUUGGGAUGCACCGUUUUCACUACAGUCAGCAGCCAAGCCAAGCGCGACUUUCUCAAGAAAACUUUUCCUCAGCUGAAAGACGAGAAUAUCGGCAACUCCCGAGACACAUCUUUCGAGCAACUUGUCAUGACGCAGACGAACGGCCGUGGUGUGGACUGCGUGUUGAACUCCUUGGCGGCCCACCAGCUUCAAGCUUCUGUCAGAUGUCUCGCCAUCGGAGGACGAUUCCUGGAAAUUGGUAAAGUGGAUCUGUCCAACAACUCCCCGCUGGGGAUGAACAUUUUCCUGAAAAACACCACGUUCCACGGUAUUCUCCUCGACGCUUUGUUCGAUUCUGAUAGCCCCGAGAAGCGCCAGGUAAUGAAUCUAGUGAGUGAGGGCAUCAAGAGUGGAGCCGUCCAGCCGUUACCGAAAACUGUCUACAACGAACACCAGGUUGAGCAGGCGUUUAGGUUCAUGGCUUCCGGCAAGCACAUCGGCAAAGUCCUCCUGCAAAUACGCGAGGAAGAGAGCAGGAAGACGCAGCGUCCUGCCACGAAGACCGUGGGCGCAAUUCCUCGCACCUACAUGGACCCGGAGAAAAGUUACGUCUUGGUGGGAGGUUUGGGAGGAUUUGGGCUCGAACUUGCCAACUGGUUAAUCAACAGGGGCGCCACGAAGAUCGUCUUGACAUCCAGAAGCGGAGUGAAGACCGGCUACCAGUCUCUCUGCGUAAGGAGGUGGAGAGAGAAGGGCGUUGAGGUUUUAGUAUCCACAGCGGACGCGACUACUGAGAAAGGCGCCAAGAGACUCCUGGAGGAGUCCAUCGCUCUUGGACCCGUAGGCGGCAUUUUCAAUCUAGCCGUGGUACUGAGAGACGCAAUGAUGGAGAACCAAUCCGAGGCAGAUUUCAAGACAGUUUGCAAACCGAAAGUAGAUGGGAGCAAGCACUUGGACGCCGUUUCGAGAAUCCUCGCCCCUCACCUGGACUACUUUGUCAACUUCUCGUCAGUGUCCUGUGGUAGAGGUAACGCCGGUCAAGCCAAUUAUGGUCUAGCCAACUCGGCCAUGGAGCGCAUUGCGGAAGCCCGGCAUUCCGCGGGUUUACCGGGUAUCGCAAUCCAGUGGGGAGCCAUUGGAGACGUCGGUUUAAUUCUGGAGACCAUGGGAGGAAAUGACACUGAAGUCUCAGGCACCUUGCCACAGAGGAUGUCUUCAUGUCUGGCAACAAUGGACGUGUUCCUGCAGCAGCCACAUUCCGUAGUUGCUAGCAUGGUUCUGGCCGAGAAGAGGAAAGCAUCUGGUGGAGGCAGCCAGGUCAGUCUCACUGACGCAGUUGGGAAUAUCCUGGGAAUCAAAGACACCUCCACUGUAGCGCCCAGUGCGUCUCUGGCAGACUUGGGCAUGGACUCGCUCAUGGGGGCCGAGAUCAAGCAGACCUUGGAACGAAACUACGACCUGGUACUCAGCGCUCAGGAGAUCAGAGCGCUCACUUUCGGCCGCCUCCUGGAACUGAGCUCUGGCGGAAGCGCUCCCGCUCCAGCUGAAAUCCCCGGACCCCAAGAUAACAACGUACACUUCGACCAAAGUGCCAUGAUUAUGCCUCAGAAGAGUUUGGUGAAGAUGGUAAGCAAGACGGCCGAGAACAAAACCCCCGUCUUCCUGCUACAUCCUAUAGAGGGUGUGGUUAACGCCUUGGAAAGCCUAGCUAAAUGUAUUGACGCUCCAGUUUACGGCCUUCAAUGUACUGCCGCGACACCACUGAAGAGCAUCGCCGAUUUGGCGAAAUACUACAUCAGCCAGAUCAAGACAGUUCAGCCAAAAGGUCCUUACAUGCUUAUCGGUUACUCGUUUGGAGCUUGUGUCGCUUUCGAAAUGGGGGUUUGGUUGGAAAGGAGCAAGGAGAAGGUGAAGCUGUUGCUUCUUGAUGGUUCGCAUUCGUAUGUGGCCACCCAUACUGGCAAGGCUAGGUCGAAGAUUCAAGGAGACACGGCGGCGGAGCAGAGCGAAGUGCUAGUGUACUUCUUGAUGCAGUUCAAGGAAAUCGAUCAGCAAAAGGUUGUUUCGGAACUCGUUGGUUUGCAAACUUGGGAAGAGAGACUAUCCAAAGCUAUGGAAAAGCUAGAUGGAAUUACACCUUACAAAUUAGAGGACUUAGCUACAGCUGCAACAAGUUUCUAUGAGAAAUUAGUAGCUGCGGAUAAAUAUUCGCCUUCUGACAAAUUUUCAGGAAAAGUAACACUAGUGAAAGCCAUUGAUAACUAUGUACAAAUGGGCGAUGACUACGGUUUAUCAGAGGUGUGCAAACAAAAGGUUGUCGUAGAAUCACUGAAAGGAAACCACCGCAGCAUACUAGGAGACGGCAGCGUAGAAAAAAUAGCCAGUAUACUUCAUAACCUCAUAGAAGUGUAAAAGGACAUUCACUCGUAGUGCGUUUUUAUUCAUCACAUUCCUGUUUCCUAAGCGAUCCAUACUUUCGAAUCUCAUUUUAUCGUUUUGUAGCGUGUAAAUAUUAGACACUAUUUUCUAUGUUUUGUUAGCUAAUUUAUAGUUGUUUUAGGUUACGUAACGAAGAGUUAAUUUAUUUUUGUAUGUUUGAAUUUGAAACCAAAGACUUUCAAAUACGCUCUCUGGUGAUGAUGCAGGGUUUGUUGCUUAGCCUUCGCAUCAUCGUCACAGGCAAAAGGGAAUCGUUGUUUGUUGUAAAUACUUAAAUAAAUAUAUUUAAUCUGCAA